Molecule: messenger RNA, 4221 nt
Organism: Macrobrachium nipponense
Lineage: Eukaryota; Metazoa; Arthropoda; Malacostraca; Decapoda; Palaemonidae
Gene: Arl6
Product: ADP-ribosylation factor-like protein 6
Exons: 4
Coding region: 296-871 (191 amino acids)
Biological process (GO): vesicle-mediated transport; cilium assembly; protein localization to cilium
Cellular component (GO): cytoplasm; axoneme
Molecular function (GO): GTPase activity; GTP binding
Source: RefSeq, a predicted model, not a curated record
AACUAUUCAAGGAAGAUCCCCAAGUAAGCCGAGUUGCACAUUUAUUUGCAAUAUCGCGAGGGAUUCUAUGUGACGUCACAGCCCCAAUGUUUAUUUACAAGAAAUUUCGUCAUUCUGGAAGUAUCCUGUUCCAUUUAGCAGUUAUUUUCCGGUUUUCAGCUGGAGAAAGAAAAAUGAAGUGCUCCAAGAACUAAACUUAUAUAAUUAUUUACUGUAUUAAAAAACUAUUAAGAAGUGUGAAAUUACUUAAAUAUAUUGAUAUUCAGUUGUGAAGGAUUGACUUGUAAUUUUGACCAUGGGAAUGUUUGAUAAAUUAGCAUUUUUCCUUGGCUUGAAGAAAAGAGAAGCUAGUGUUUUAGUCAUAGGCCUGGACAACUCGGGAAAGUCUACCAUGUUGAACCACUUCAAAACAGAAGACCAGAAGACUGCAGAAAUUGUCCCUACUGUUGGCUUCAAUGUUGAAAAGUUUAAAGCCAAAAAUGUUGGUUUUACUGCAUUUGACAUGUCUGGACAAGGUCGUUAUCGUAGUCUUUGGGAGCAUUAUUAUCAUGAUUGUGAAGGUGUAAUAUUUGUAGUCGAUUCAAGUGAUAAACUUCGCCUUGUUGUUGCAAAAGAUGAAUUGGAUAUGUUACUGCAACAUCCAGAGAUGCGUCAUCGUCGGCUGCCUAUCCUAUUCUUUGCUAACAAGAUGGAUGUACGUGAUGCUGUCAGCAGUGUGAAGGUAUCUGCAGCUUUAGGUUUAGAACGAAUUACAGACAAGCCAUGGCAUAUCACUGCUUCAAAUGCUAUUACAGGUGAAGGAUUACAUGAAGGAGUUGAAUGGCUCACCAACCAGAUUAAAGAAAAUGUUGGUAAUAAUAACAGACGUUAGAAUGUCCUGUGAUCAAGUAGUCUUAAUUCUUAUUUUGCAUAGUUUGCAGAAGUGAUAAUAUUAACCUUCGUGCUCGACUUCCUUCAUCAAAGUUUUGAACUUCAGCCAAAUGAAAAUGUGUAUUGAACAAAGCGUCAGCAUUAUUUCUUCACCAUUCAGAUAUCUGCAGUACAUUCUGAAUUAUUCAUUAGAUAUGUUCUUUUUUACAGACAGUAUUUAUGGUUGCACUGGGUCUCCAAAUACUGUACAUUAAAUCAGGUUUGGUGGGAAAAUUGAUCUUAUUUGCCUUUUUGUAAGUAAUGUGUUACUUGGUUUGUCCCCUUCCCAGAUGAUAAAUUAUAAUUUAAUACUGAAGAAAUUAGCCUUUUCCCUUGGAGUUACGUGUGCUUGCUAUUUGAGAAUCAAAUAGUGAGUGUUUCACAGGGUUAGGAGGACUCGCAUGUUGGCUAACUACUGUUUUGCUUAUGGUAGCCAGCUGUUCUACACUUGAUGUGAUAUCGAUGAAACAAUUUUGUAUCUUUGGGAUCUUUUGUGGGUCUAAUACUUUUUACCUGAAUUGACACCAAAGUUUAAAAGUUUAGAUGUUGAGGUCUUAGAUCCAGUAUUUUUAUUAUCUGAAUUCAGUUGUUUUAACUGUCAAAGUUUGUAAUUUUGCUUAAUAAUUUUAACAAAUUGAGUGUGUUGCACGUUUGCUACUGGUGUUAUUCUUUUCAUAACUUAUGUUUUUCAUCAAAUUAAUGUCAUCCUAAUCUUGAAUUUAUUAAAGAUCAAGAUUUUGAUGUAACAAAAGUAUGUUGGUAAUUUUUUAUUUUACAAAUGAAGCACUAAUCAUAAGCAGCAUUGAUGUGUGCUAAUUGUGGUCAUACAGUAUCCUUAUGGAUAGGCUGUGAAGUAUAGUACAUACUUGGAUACUUUUCAGUGGAACUGCAGCAGACUUUAACUGCAGUGUUGAAGUCAUCUAUAAAUGCUUAUAGUAUCCAAGAAGGGUUGGCUGAAAUUUCUGCUUUAUUAACAGUGCAUAAAGCCUCUUGCUGCUAAUGUAUAUUAUCUUUAUAUUGAAAUGCUAUGAAAGGAAAUACAAGUUCUUACAUUUGUGACAGGCUUUUUGUAUUACGUAUAUAUAGGCAAGUCAUAUACAUAUCAUAGAAAGCAAUCAAGCCUUUGAAUUCAUGUAAUAAAUUUUAUGCUUGUUGCCCAAUAUUGUACCUUGUAGCAACAUAACUUUCUGUAUUGGUUAUAAAUGCAGUUUUUCCUCUUGCUUGUUUAAUGUGAUAUGUAACAUCAUUAAAUAAAUUUUUAUGCAAACUUGAUGCAUUGCAUGUCAGAUUUUGAAAUUUAUAUGAAUUUUUAGGUAUAAAAUGAUGAUCUUGAAUUGUGUGUUGCUUCAAUUUAAUUUUAAUUAUUUCAAUUGUUUUCACAACUGAUAAAAAGUAUGUUUUAUUAGGACCAAAACGACAGUUUCAAAGAAGCUGCUUGUGGAAGACAGCUUAAAAAACUUUCUAGUAACACUUCACUAUUUUAUUAAUGCUUGUUAAUAUAUUAUUUUAGCCCAAGUCCUGUCAUUAUAUGCUGUACCUGAUUUUGUUGCGAUUGUAUUUAUGAUGAAUGUUAAUUUUACCAUUUUGUAUUUAUGAUGAAGGUUUAAUUUUACCAUUUUAAGAAGUGGAUUUAUAUCCAUACUAGUCAUUAUCAGUGAAUGUUAUUUUUUUUAAGUUGUAUGCAUUUAAGUGAAGUAAAUAUUAUAGUACUAGUUAUUUAAAAUACAGUACUAACAAAUUGCAAAAUAUUUAUCUUUUAAAAACUAUUAUUUGAUCUCAUGCAUUGUUCAUCCUAUAUGCUGUACCGUAUUAUGUAUAAAACCCAUAUUGAAGUAGGUAUUCAAGUGCAGAAUGUAGUUUCUAAACUUAUUUGUUCUCAAGAUAUAAGCUAAAGCAGCUCUUCAGUGAGGUAUGUACGUAGUAUUUUAAGCACAUUACUUUUAUUUCGGCAUUUCUCAAGAAUUGAAAGUACAGUAAAUUUGAUUAAUGAAACUUUUUCCCUUGGUUCAUCAGAUUGGAGGCAUUUUGCGUUGUUAUUAUUGAUACCGGCUUAAAACAGGUUGCUUAAAUUAUAAAGGGCAUUCAAGGAAAUCUGGCUUCAUGAAAGACCUAUGCAGCAUUUCUAGUGAAAGCAAAUUGUAGAGAAAUCUUGGAAAGUUCUUUAGAACUCUUCCUCCAUACUUAGAGAAAUCUUGGAAAGUUCUUUAGAACUCUUCCUCCAUACUUAGAGAAAUCUUGGAAAGUUCUUUAGAACUCUUCCUCCAUACUCCAUACAUUUGUCAAGAGUUUUCAAAUGUCAUUCUUUAGAGACAAAUACUUGUCAUACAGUAAACAUACAGUUAGUUUGCUAUUAUUACUGGAGCUUUUGAAAGUAAAUCUCUUGGCAAAUUAUCGUAGACAAUCAACCAGAUGGCUUCUUUGCUUGCAUGCAGAAUCAUAUGCACAUUUAAGAAUAUAGCCUGCAGUUUAGGUGAAACUAUAAUUAUGGAAAAGACAUUUUAAGAGAGAAUCCAGUAAAUUGCUGCUGAUUAGUUGAACCUUCAUUUAAAAAAGGUUCAAACACAAGCUUAUGAAAGGAUUUUUUUUUCAUUGAGAAAAAACUAGCUUGAGUGUAAUAGUCUUUCAGGUACUGUCUUAAAUCUUAAUUUAGUGUAGUCUGUAAAGUUUUAUCAUAACCUGAAUUUAAAUUUCACUAUUGGUUAAAGGGAAAAUAGUUUUAGUUUUUAUAUUUUCAUGUUCACACUUAUCACUUCAACUACAAAAAAAAAAAAAAUAAAAAUGGCUCUUGUGAAGGAACAGGUCUCAUUUCAGUUAAGAUAAUUUCCAGCCAGUUGUCCUGUCGAUUUCAAAACUGACUGAUUAGUUAUAUCAGUUAUGUGUUUUUUUUUACAUAAGAAGAACAAGAAGUGUUCUAAUAUUAACGUUCAUUCAUCAAUAAAAUGUUUUCCUUGUUUCCUGUAUUGCACACAUUGGAUGCAAGCAGUUGAUUUAUUUGUUGCUUACAAUACUAUGUUCUUUGUUCUGCUAAAGUCAUGGAAGUGUUGAAUACAGAAAGAGUCUAUUUUUCAAAGCUAAAAGUAUCAAGAGUUCAACUGUAUAAUACCUCUCUGAUUUAAGAAUUGGUGGUAUUAUUUCCAUGCGUACUUACUGAAUAAGCUUUCCCACUUACUCAUUGAUGACAUUGUGUAAUGUGUGUUUAAACUAGUCCGUCCACUUAUAUCCGUCCAUGAAACAAAAACCAAUAGAAGUUAUUUUGAUAUUUUUUGUAAUUUAUUUUUCGUGAAAUUGCACAAAUAAAUUGAUAUUUUGAAA